Micropterus dolomieu (smallmouth bass) is the source of this 3085-nucleotide messenger RNA. RefSeq names its product nudix (nucleoside diphosphate linked moiety X)-type motif 6 (gene nudt6). Gene Ontology annotation, molecular function: NAD binding; NADH pyrophosphatase activity; ADP-ribose diphosphatase activity. The transcript has 5 exons. The coding region runs from base 142 to 1092 and encodes 316 amino acids. The record is from RefSeq and is a predicted model, not a curated record. NCBI's taxonomy places the organism in Eukaryota, Metazoa, Chordata, Actinopteri, Centrarchiformes, Centrarchidae.
UUGCGAUUUUAUCAGAGCAUUACGGUGUUUAUGCAACUUCCAGGGCGGAACUUUACGUAACUGUACUGCGCUGCACGCAUAUGCCGGUUGAAAAUGGAUCAAAUAUUACGUUUAAACAGUUGUUAAUAGUAGCGUAAUAACAUGGCUGUCUGUGCUUUUGCUUUGAAGCUUUUACCCUUGGUAAGAGGAGGGUUUAGCAGACGAGCUUCUUGUCCCGCACGCUCAGCUGUCCGUGCGUUUAUGUGCACUGCAACUCGUUGUCAACUAGACAGAGCGGAGAGGACAAGUGCUUUGACAGGAAAAGUGGACCGAUUCGGUGGAGUGACAGUGAACCUGGCUGAGUCCGGUUUACCGGCGGACAUCAGCGAAAGCUCAUUCAGCAGUUUACUGCAAGAUUCUUUGCUCCAGUGGAAAGCAGAGGGGAAAGUUGCAGUGUGGCUUCGAGUACCCAUCCAGCUGAGUCGAUGCGCUGCCGCUGCCUCUGCUCACGGCUUCACCUUCCAUCAUGCCAAAGAUGACCACGCUGUGUUGGCCCUCUGGUUGGGAGAAGGGCAAAGCAGGCUGCCAGGGUUUGCAACUCACCAAAUUGGAGUGGCAGGUGCAGUUGUUGAUGAAUCCAAUGGAAAAGUUCUUGUUGUCCAAGACAGAAACAAGACAAAAAAUGAUUGGAAGUUCCCCGGUGGCUUGUCUGAUCCAGGAGAAAAUAUCGGUGCCACUGCCGUUCGUGAAGUCUAUGAGGAAACUGGUGUUCGCUCUGAGUUUAGAUCUCUGCUCAGCAUCCGGCAGCAGCACAACCACCCUGGCGCCUUCGGCAUGUCGGACAUGUACAUCAUCUGCCGACUCAGCCCGCUCACCCACGACAUCAACUUCUGCACUCAGGAGUGUCUGCGCUGCGAAUGGCUGGACCUCGCCGAGCUGGCCAAGACCAACGACACCACGCCCAUCACCUCGCGCGUAGCCAGGCUCCUCCUUCACGGCCUGGAGCAUGGCUUCCGCAAGAUUGACCUCACAAUGGAGGAGCUUCCUGCUGUCUACUCUGGGAUGUUUUACCAGCUGUACCACAGGCAGCUUUCUCCGACACUAAAAUCCUAGCAAGCCAUCAUCAACCUGAUGGGGUUAGCAUAUCAUGGCUUGCUGUGUUGAUACAUGGUCAGUUUUUCUCAUAUUUGAAGUGUAUUUAUGACUUGAAUUAUGUUUGCAGUGUGUUUCACACACUAACUGUUACUGUUAAAGAAAUGUGGUGCAAUAGGCUGUGAACCUCAAGAACAUUCACUUUGUGGUUUUUAAAGAAUUAUGCCACUGUGGUACGUGCGAGACUUCAGAGUUUUAUACAGUUUAGUUAACACAUUUUUAACAGCCAUGUUGGAAGUCCACCGCGGUUGGGCUAUGGCUGCAAGCAGCUGAUUUAAUUUUUGAAGUUACUGUAUUCUACUGUAUUUUUGGUGUGACUGUGACUAGGUCAUUUUGUGACCUGUAUUGAGAUUUCAGAUUUUCAAUAGGCUAACUACCAGUGUCAGCAGACCAUAUACUGUACUGGCAGAAGCUAACGUUAGUGGCUAGUAGUUGCUAUAUUAAAAUUGGCUGCCUUGUUAAAUUAGCCUACUGACUGGUCAUAAAAGUCAAAAUUAUCAUUUUCUUCAAGUUAACUGCCUGUCUGCAAUCAUUUUGUAUUUAUAAGCUAUAUAACUUCCAGUGCCAUGCAACAUUUGGACUUUUUUUGCAAAAGGGGAACAUAGUUUUAUCAGAAAAUGAAGCUGAAACUCAGGAAGCCUGUUUGUUCUAUUAAGUGUGCCACUAUGCUGGGUAGUGUGAAAAAUUUGGAAAAUACUAGAAGCUUGGGUUUUGAUUUUAGUGUGAUUUUUAGUUAUUUAGUUCAAUCCCAUCUCUUCAAUUUACAAUAAUUUGAUUUUAGUGAAUUUGUUUAAAACAUGUAUCCUAGAUAAAAAAGGGUAAACAGAAUAUUCUUCUAUAUGCUCUUGUAGCUAAACUCAGACUUACACACUCUGAAGCUAAACAGUAGGAAGCAGACUUGUGAUCAAAAGGUUGCCACUUUGAAUCCUCUCAGCCAGAGAGGGAAGAUCUGUAUAGGUACAAUGAACAAAUAAUGCUGUACUAUAAGGGUACACUUGAGCAAGGCACCUGACUCCACUUGCACUAGGGUAGCAGUUGGUUGGUCCACAGUAAAAGCCUGGUUUUACUGCGAAGUAGCCAGGUAUGAAUGUGUGCCACUGUUUUAAAGUGAAGCUGAAUAAGAGUAGACAUGUUCAGGAUAAAAAUAACUCUUAAGGAUAUAAAAGUCAGAAAGCAUCACAGCUAUUUUGGGCAACGUUGAUGGAACACUUUGUCUUCAUUGCCGUCACAUCUUCUUCUUUGUUGCUGCCAUUAAGACGUUAAUUUUUCUCAACCAGAUCCCAGAUCAGCACUUGGCAGACAUUGGAAGAAAAAGAAUGGCCUUUUGACCCGGUCCAGUUUUGCUUCCAGACUUGUACUGGCCAGUCCGCUUCAGUGCCACGUACAUGUUUGGGUACUUCCUGGAGCGGUAGGUGUUGUAGUUGUUGCUCUCAAGCCUCUCUAAGAAGUGGCAUUCAUCUGUUGCUCGUCUCUAGAGAGAAAGACACAGAGGAAUAACAGAUAUGUUUAAUUUGAUGUUUAAAGGAGAUUUAAACAGGAGAGAUGGCUACUGGGAGGAUUAAAUCUGCAACCUUUUGCUCACAGGACAAAGAACUGCUGGCACACACUGCCAUCCCAUUUAGCUUUCAAACUGAAGAAAUGUAAGAAAACCGUGAAACUAGACUGUAAUGUGGUGUAGGAUAUCCUGUAUGGUAGUGCUCUCAUCCUCAUUUACUGUAUUUCAACACAUGGAAACUGAAGUUAGGUCAUUCAGUUUGUACGUUUAAUAUAAAAGUCUCUGUGUUUCUUUCCAAAAUUCUAAUAAUCAUUUAUGUAUAAAGUCAACCUGAGGGACAUGUAGUUACUUACGUAGUGGAAUCUCAUCAAAUAUUUGAUUAAUAUAUGUUGUUGAAAAUGGAGACUAUGUGUAAUGCUGACAUUUUAUGACAAUAAAUUACACAUUAAACACCCAAAA